AUGCCGCCAUCCGGUCCGUGCCUUCCGCGUGGCCGGCCUCCGGACUUCUGUUGCCGCCACCGCCUUCCGCGUGGCCGGCCUCCUAAACAGUUUGCGUGCCGCCACCGCCUCCCGCGUGGCUGGCCUCCUGAACUGUUUGGGCGCCACCAUGACUUCUUCACGGCUGGCCCUCUGGACUGUCUCAUCCUGGCCUUCUGUGCUAUCGGCCCCUGGGCAGGCCACCUGAGUGAGGCCGUACCGAGGCCCGAGCCCGAACAGAGCCCUGUCCGACCCAAACCGCAGGGGUCAGAUGCUGCCUGUGGAGAUUCAUCAUCCGAGCUAUCCGCCAAACUGACGCGUAGGCUGGACAUCAACGAGGGCAACGCUGCACCACGAGCGACCCGGGUCUUCAACCCUUACACCGAGUUCAAAGAGUUCUCCCGCAAGCAGAUUAAGGAUAUGGAGGGAAUGUUCAAGCGUGUGUGUGUACACUUUAAACUGUCUACCUCUCUGCAGUUCCUGUUGAUUUUCCGGAGAGCAGCAGCUGGAGAACUGCAAGAAGAAAGUGGUCUAAUGGCAUUAGCAAGACUUUCUGAGAUCGAUGUCUCCACUCAGGGUGUUAUGGGGGCCAAAGACUUUUUUGAAGCCAAGAUGCAGGCUCUGUCUGCCGGUAGCAAGUUUGAGGCUGAAAUUCGAGAGGAAAAAGAAGAACGCAAGAGACAAGAAGAGGAGAAAAAACAACGACAUGCUGCCUUCAAGCAGCUGCAGUCCACCUUCUGCUCGUAACCCACCACAGAAAGCAGAUGAUGCAGAUUGCAAAGUUCAGUGUUACUGAAGUUUUAGAAACACACUCCUUACUUAGACUCAAACCCGUUUCAAAUUGUGGCACUUAAAUAAAAAACUGAUUAAUUAAAUUAAAAUUAAAUCUUGACUAAAAUAAAAAACAUGUCAUAACUAGGCACAGGGUGAAGUCCAGGAUAUGGUUAGCCUUGCACAAAACUGAUACCUUGUAUAUUGUAUGUUCGACCUCUAGACCAUCUGAAAUCCGUCUUUGGGGUUUUUUUUCUGUUUGUUUGUUUUGAGUUUUGUGCUAUAACCUUGUUGAUGAACAGUAGUUUGCAAUCCCACAACUAAACAACCAUAAAUAUGUUUCUGUUUACCUACAGAGUAAAUGAAGAUGUGUUGUAGACCUAGGCUAAGGACAACAACUGUACACUGAAGUUUAGCCGUAUUGCUAAAAGCACACAGAAGACGGCUUCCAUUUAAUCAUGCUUGCAUGUUACAGUACUAUUUCUCAACUUUGCCUUUGCUAAGACUUCGUUUCUAAUGACCCUAGGAAAAAAAAAAGAUGUUCUCAAGUGGAGGUCUGAUGAUAAUCGUAAUAGUGGCAGGAGACAGUUUUCUAAGUGGCGUCUCUUUAGUUAUCCUCUUUCGUAAGGAACCAUCUGUAUAAAAGACCAAUGAGCCAUUGUUUGAAUAAUUCCUUUGUGAUGAUUUGUGCACAGUAAUAUGGUGUAAAAGCAGUAGCAAGCACCUUUACUGUGACCAAACAGUAUGUUUGUGAGCAGCAUCUCAAGUACAUGCAAGUUACAAGGUCCCAGGAGAAAUGUGCCCAUCUAAUUUGAUUUUACAGGUUCCCUCCUGUAAAAAGACAUAUCACAAAUUAAGAUGUGAAAGGUCUGGUGUCUGUAGACUACGGGAUAACAAAAAAAGUACAAGCUGUCACUUCAGUGCCCGAUUACACUGAAAAGAUGACCCAGAACAAGAUAGAAAACAUCCAGUUCUUUUUUUUUUUUUUUUGUAGCUCCAGAAAAGUAAAAUCUUUAUGUGUUAUUUUCAAAUGCACUGUGGUGUUUUGGUGUAAGAAACAAAAUGUUAGGGAGAGUUCAGUCAAUAUACACUGGUAACCUCACUACUGUUUUUUUUUUUUGCCAAUGAGCCAUUACCUAUAGGUUUUUAACUGACUUCAGAGACCGCUGAAAUUCAGCUUAAUUUCCAAAUAGGACAAAUGCUGAUUUUUAUGUUGUGACUGUGAAUUACAGUACUAUUCAGUACGACUAAGUCUUGGGCCAUCGUUCAUUUCUUUAAACUUAGGUAAAAUGUGUAGUAUUUGAGGUGAAAAAUGAAUCUAUUUUGGAAAAAAGAUGUAAGCUGACAAAGUGUGGAACAAGUGAGUACCUUUAGAGGCACUGUAACAGAAAACUUGGCAAACAACCUAUUUUCUGUGGCAUUUCAUGCUCACAUCAGGUGUCUGACCUGGUCUUGUUUUUCCCAUUUCAGAAAUAGGGGUAACCUCAGGACUGUUGUCUCAAAAUGUGAACUGGAGAUUCUCAUCCAUGCUUUGAUCUCUACUAGUUCAAAUUAUUGUAAUACGCUGUUUUCUUGUCUAAAGCAUGUAGUAAUUGCUUCUAGUCCAUCUAAAAUGCUGCUGGAAGGCGUUUAACUGAUGUUAAAUCUUCUCAAAACAUCUUUACACUGGCUUCCUGUCAGGUUCAGAUUUUAGUUAAAAAUGUAUGCCCCAUCUGUAAUGUCCAUUUUAUUUAUGUAACACCAAAUCAAAACAACAGUUUCUUUAUAUUGUAAGGUAAAAACCCUAAAAUAGUAAUAAAGACCUGCAGUAAUUCCCUGAUUCUCCAAGCUGGGUUCUUAAGCCCAGGUAGGGGUCUUCUUGCUAUCUCACGUGUUAGUCUGAAAACAAAGAACAAUUGGGUGUUUCAAUCCUUUGCUCCAAAAUACUGGAACAGCUUAAUCCUCUCUUUUUACACUCUUAACCCUGUGACAUUCUUUAAAACAGCUUAAAGACAGGCACUUAGCUAAUGUUUUUGCAUACUGUGGUGUUUUACUGGUUCAUGUAAAAACCAGUUUGACUUUGCACAAGCUGUCACUUACUUGUUAAGAACCAAUUCAAGUUAUUCCUUUAGAUACAGUAUUUUAUUAUUAGCGGCCUGUCACAAAAAUGCAUAAUUUACUCUGAUUUAAUUCCAACAGAGCGAUUUUCAAAUUGAUGGAGUUUGAUUAGAGUUAGAGAGACAGGACAAAAGACAUGCUGUGGAAGAGAGCUACGUUACCUGAUCCAUC
Molecule: messenger RNA, 3057 nt
Organism: Pundamilia nyererei
Lineage: Eukaryota; Metazoa; Chordata; Actinopteri; Cichliformes; Cichlidae
Source: RefSeq, a predicted model, not a curated record